Messenger RNA from Fusarium oxysporum Fo47, 531 nucleotides. RefSeq lists its product as uncharacterized. The transcript is spliced from 5 exons. Lineage: Eukaryota; Fungi; Ascomycota; Sordariomycetes; Hypocreales; Nectriaceae. The coding region runs from base 1 to 531 and encodes 176 amino acids. The record is from RefSeq and is a predicted model, not a curated record.
AUGGUAGAGUCAUGGAACUCACUCAUCACUUCCACUAUGCCUGAUGCCGAAAUCAAGCUUUUUUACGCCAUCAUAGAUGACAUCCUCUUAGGUGCCAGCGAAUUUGACCUCAUCGACUUUACGGGAGGAGUUGAGAAAACGCUGGCUUUCAUCAGAGAGACCGCCAAGACGCAUCAAGCUGUUGCCCGAGCAAUGGGCGGCGAAAUCAAGUUCAAUCCCUAUUAUGACAGGGCGCUGCCGGAAUUUCACAAGAGACGUGUCGCCCGUCCGGCCUUAAGAUUUGUUCCUCUCGCUGAAGACAACGAUACCAUGCUGCAUAAGGAGUACAAGAUCAUGAUCUUUCAAGGCCACCCUGAGAUGGCAGAGAACUUUGGAAUGGCGAUAUUGCAUGCGGAUUAUGGUGCUUAUACCGGCAAUGUAUCGGAGAAGCAAGCUGAGGAACUUGAUGUACGGUUCUCAUUGCCUCAUGAUGGACAACGCUCGUCCCGAUUCCUAGUAAUAUUUAUUCCUAAGAAAAAUAGGAAAUUAUAA